ACGGGGUGGAGCGCCCCUAGCCCGGACUCCGCCUCCUCCCCCUCCCUUCACCUCUGGGGAGGAGUGGGUGGGUGGGGACUCUGUGAGGUGGCGAAGACACUGUCGUCGUAGCUGGUCUGCUGAGCGGACAAAACCCCUGGUGCCCCGGGGAGGGGCGUCACCAGGGAAAGGAGGAGCAGUAAGAGGAGGGAGGUAGAAGGGAAGAGAGAGGCUCUCUGCUUAAGACCUCUCGAGGCUCUGACCUCAGGGACUAAGGAAGCCAGUUUCUUCCACCUGUGCUGCCUGAAGAGGCCACGACCCUGGAGGAUCCUAAGCUAACUGAUCCAGGGGCCCCAGCACCACCCCGGGGUUCCAAAGCAACAGUCUCAGGGAUCACUUCAAGGUUUCCAGUUGCCUAGACAACGAUCCCUGGGUUUGAGCUACAACCCUUCCAGCAUCUGGCCUCAACUGCAGCCUCGGGCAGCAGUUCCAGCCCUCUGCCUGCCCACCAAUCCAGGUGACAUGCCGGUGCUCUCCACUCCGCGACCCUCACGGGCUACCACGCUGAAGCGCACAGCUGUGGUCCUGGCCCUCACAGCUUAUGGAAUCCACAAAAUCUACCCUCUAGUACGGCAAUGUCUGACUCCGGCCAGAAGCCCUCAGGUUCUAGCUGGGGAGCCCACACAAGAGGCCUCUGGGGCCACCGCAGCCAAGGCUGGCAUGAACCGGGUAUUCCUGCAGCGGCUCCUGGUGCUCCUGAGGCUGCUGUUCCCCCGAGUCUUGUGCCGGGAAACAGGGCUACUGGCCCUGCACUCUGCUGCCCUGGUAAGCCGAACUUUCCUGUCUGUGUAUGUUGCCCGCCUGGACGGCAGACUGGCCCGCUGCAUUGUACGUAAGGACCCGAGGGCCUUUAGCUGGCAACUGCUGCAGUGGCUCCUCAUCGCCCUUCCUGCCACUUUCAUCAACAGUGCCAUCCGCUACCUAGAAGGCCAGCUGGCCCUGUCUUUCCGAAGCCGUCUAGUAGCUCAUGCCUACAGCCUGUACUUUUCCCAGCAGACUUACUACCGAGUAAGCAACAUGGAUGGACGGCUUCGAAACCCUGACCAGUCUCUGACAGAGGAUGUGGUAACCUUCGCUGCCUCUGUAGCCCACCUAUACUCCAACCUGACCAAGCCACUCCUGGAUGUGGCUGUGACCUCCUACACUCUCCUUCGUGCUGCCCGCUCCCGAGGAGCUGGCACAGCCUGGCCCUCAGCCAUUGCUGGCCUGGUGGUGUUCCUCACAGCCAAUGUGCUUCGAGCCUUCUCUCCUAAGUUUGGGGAGCUGGUGGCAGAGGAGGCAAGGAGGAAGGGGCAACUGCGCUACAUGCACUCUCGAGUGGUGGCCAACUCAGAGGAAAUUGCCUUCUACGGGGGUCAUGAGGUGGAACUGGCACUACUACAGCACUCCUAUCAAGACCUGGCUUCACAAAUCAACCUCAUCCUGCUGGAACGCCUAUGGUAUGUCAUGCUGGAACAGUUCCUCAUGAAAUAUGUGUGGAGUGCAUCUGGCCUGCUCAUGGUAGCUGUCCCCAUCAUCACAGCCACUGGCUAUGCAGAGUCAGGGAGGAGCAGCCUUGCUAGGCCACAGAGGAAGACAAUGCAGCCAGUCCUGGAGAUACCUGACUCAGAGACCAUGAAGAAGGCAGCAUUGGAAAUGAAGGAGGAGGAGCUGGUUAGCGAACGCACAGAAGCUUUCACCAUUGCCCGAAACCUCCUCACAGCUGCUGCGGAUGCCACCGAGAGGAUCAUGUCAUCCUACAAAGAGGUGACAGAGUUGGCUGGCUACACGGCCAGGGUGUACGAGAUGUUCCAAGUAUUUGAUGAUGUCCAACACUGUCGUUUUAAGAGGACAGGAGAUCUAGAAGAGGCUCAGGGUGAGCCUGGGGCCAUAAUACAGUCUGAUAUCCAUGUAGAGGGGCCCCUGAAGAUCCAAGGCCAGGUGGUGGAUGUGGAGCAGGGGAUCAUCUGUGAGAACAUACCCAUCAUCACACCCACAGGAGAGGUGGUAGUGGCCAGCCUUAACAUCAGGGUGGAAGAAGGCAUGCACCUGCUCAUCACAGGCCCCAAUGGCUGCGGCAAGAGCUCUCUAUUCCGAAUCCUGGGUGGACUCUGGCCCACAUACAGUGGUGUACUCUAUAAACCCCCACCCCAGCGCAUGUUCUAUAUCCCUCAGAGGCCUUACAUGACCGUGGGCUCCUUGCGUGACCAAGUGAUCUAUCCCGACUCUGUGGAGGACAUGCGGAGGAAGGGCUGCUCGGAGCAGCAGCUGGAAGCCAUCCUGGGCAUUGUGCAUCUCCGCCACAUCCUGCAACGGGAGGGAGGUUGGGAGGCUGUGUGUGACUGGAAGGAUGUCCUAUCUGGAGGUGAGAAGCAGAGGAUUGGCAUGGCACGCAUGUUCUACCACAGGCCCAAGUAUGCCCUCCUGGAUGAGUGCACUAGUGCAGUGAGCAUUGAUGUGGAAGGCAAGAUCUUCCAAGCAGCCAAGGAUGCUGGUAUCGCACUGCUAUCCAUCACCCAUCGGCCCUCCCUAUGGAAGUACCACACACACUUGCUGCAGUUUGAUGGGGAGGGAGGCUGGAAGUUUGAGAAGCUGGACUCUGCGACCCGCCUGAGCCUGACUGAGGAGAAGCAGCGCCUGGAGCAGCAACUGGCAGGCAUCCCCAAGAUGCAAGGGCGCCUUCAAGAACUCCGCCAGAUCCUUGGCGAGGCUGCAGCCCCAGUUCAGGCCCUGGUCUCCUGACUGGGCACCUUCCCCCAGCCUCCACCCUUCUCCAGGCUCUCAGAUUAUAUGAAGGAAGCUGCAACUCCUACCUGCCCUGCAUGUCUUCUCCCAAGCCUCCUAGCCAGUUAUGUGACUUCUCUGAAGGUCCCACUCUUAAGCAAGUAGAUAUGAAUAUGACACUCUACUUCCAACUCCCAGCCCAUCUUUCACUCUAGGGUCUGCACCAUGAACUGUGCCCUGUUCCGGGCAAUGUGUCCUUUACUUUUCUCUGGGGAAGGGUGGAAGGUUUGGAAGUCUUCAAUCCUGACCCUACACCAGCAUGGCUGAGCCAUAGGAAGUAAGUAGGAGCUGCCCCCCUACUGCCAACAGCCAGAAUAUGUGACAAGCCUGGUGGUUAUGGGUUACAUCCCUCCUGAAACCCAAAUCCUCAUCAUUCCUUUAUUCCAUCCCUUUGUUGCCAUCCCCUAGGGUGGCCAGCCAAUACCCCUGUCCCACAGGACACUGCCGCCCCCCCACCCUGCCUGUGUGCCAUGUUCUGCCAAAUGGGGCCCAAGAUCAGACAGGGCCCAAAUUGUGCCCUUCCCCAUUGUAACCCCAAGAAUGACAGUGUUCUUCCUGAGUGAUGAGAAGAAUGUAGCCCUGGCCCUCCGACUCUUCUACCUUCUACAACCUAAUUUAUUGGAUUCCCAGUUUAUAGAUGUCUGCAUUGUCAACAUGAACACCCUGCCAGCACAAGAGGUGACUGGGUGGACCCUUCAAUCUACCCAGCCUCUGGUGCCAAACCUGGCCCCUCACCAGCCUACACUGCCAGUUGCCACUGGGGUUGUCCUCUGCCAGCUAAGCAGGAGUGAGGGCACCAUGUUCCCAGCUCAGUGCCAAAGAGGGGUCACAGGAGGUGUUGUGUCUGCUAAGCCAGCCCUCACCAAGAGGAAGACCCCCCCCCACUGCCACUGUGUGCCUUUCCUGGGCCCUCAGCCCUCUGGCUGGGGUGCCCCUUCAGUCCUCAGUAAAAACCUUUGGAAAACA
Psammomys obesus (fat sand rat) is the source of this 3768-nucleotide messenger RNA. RefSeq names its product ATP binding cassette subfamily D member 1 (gene Abcd1). Bases 502 to 2760 code for a protein of 752 amino acids. Gene Ontology annotation, biological process: long-chain fatty acid import into peroxisome; fatty acid beta-oxidation; very long-chain fatty acid catabolic process. Gene Ontology annotation, cellular component: peroxisomal membrane; peroxisome. The transcript has 11 exons. The record is from RefSeq and is a predicted model, not a curated record. NCBI's taxonomy places the organism in Eukaryota, Metazoa, Chordata, Mammalia, Rodentia, Muridae. Gene Ontology annotation, molecular function: long-chain fatty acid transmembrane transporter activity; ATP hydrolysis activity; ABC-type transporter activity.